Messenger RNA from Closterium sp. Naga37s-1, 1056 nucleotides. The record is from the annotation of a GenBank genome assembly. Lineage: Eukaryota; Viridiplantae; Streptophyta; Zygnematophyceae; Desmidiales; Closteriaceae.
AUGGCUUCUCUAACUUUAACAUCCUGUCUCCUCCUCCUUAUGGCGACCUCUCUCGCCCUCCCCUCCCUCCCUCUGCUGGUCCUUCAGCUUGCGCCUGAUGGCAGCGCAGUCAACUUCCCCAGUUGGCUGAACUGUCUCGAGCGCACGCUGUCUGGCACCCUCGUGAGUGGCUUUAACCUCUGGUUUGUCACUCAGCAGAGUGGUUCUGGCGCCAUUCCUAAACCUGCCUCUGCACCUACCUCUACCUCCUCUGACCCAUAUGCUGAUGGCCUUCGUGCUGCUAUCUCUGAAACUGAGCGGAUUGCGGCCACGGCCCAAGCCAUUGCUGCUGCUGCUCCUGACAAUGCUGCAGCCCGUGACCUCGCUCGUGUCCUUGCUGAGUCCCUCGAGAGCACCCGCAAGCAGCACCUCGCUGCCCCCUCUCCUCGUUCUGCCUCUACUCCCUCUGCUUCUGCUCCAUCUCACUCUGACCUUCUCGCUGAUUGGCAUGUUGCCAACGCACGUGCCUGCCAGGUCAUCCUUGCCUGCCUACCUCCAACCCUUCUCCCUCAGUGCUCGCACAUCCGCUAUGCCAAGGACCUUCUCGGCUAUCUUACCGAGCGCUUCCAGUCGCAGACUCACAUCAGUGUCAUUGCCCUCUUACGCGAGCUUACCUCUCUUCGCCUUGCUGACUUCACCACCAUGGCAGACUACAUCGCUCGUGUGCAGACGCUGUCCUCCCAACUUGCCUCUCAAAAGUUUGAACUUUCCGAUCAUGUGUGCGGUGCCCUCCUCCUCACAGGCCUCACUCCUGAAUACAGUGUUCAUGUCACUCUGUAUGGUGAGCGCCCUGCCGACCAGUGGUCGUUCUCUCGUGUCUCUGCCUUCCUCCUCCAGGCAGAGCUCAACCUCCGCAGCUGCCCUCCUACUGUCUCCGCUGUCACACCCUCUUCCGCCCCCCCCCCCCUCUCCCCACCUCCACUGCCGCCGCUGCUUCCUCUCGCCCUCGCAACACCUUUCCUCCUUGCACCUACAUCAUUCGCCAAGGGCCCCGCAAGGGAGCUGGGGAUACCAUGA